AUGCGGCCCAGGAGUGCCUUGUCCUCUUUCGAGGCUAAGAAGGCCUACUUCGGUAAUGACUUUGCCGACUUGAAGAAGACCAUCAACUCUUCUACUAUUCAAGAAGAUGAACAACCACGAUUCGACCGUCACAGAUCUUGGCAAAAUGCUUCCUUCUCGUCGACAGCUGAGACAGUCGUUGGUAAUGACGAACCUGAGCCACUCAAAGAUUUCUCUACUCUCCAUAUCGAGAACCCCUUGCCCCCCUUACCACCCAAGAUCAUCGAUGAGCCCCUCUUCCCCUCACACACAGAAAACAUCACUCCUUUGUUCAACCUCAAAGCCGCACCUGCACGCAAUCCCCUUCAUGCAGUCACCAUCGAAGAUGAUGAUGACAACAUUUGUCCCCUUGAGAAAGACCCUAAGAAAGCUGCCCCUACGGUGUCAGUUACUGAAAAGCCUGUACAAGUCACACCCAUGCAUGCCAACAGCACUGUCGAGACAUGCGGCUACCCUGAGAUUGAGGACCCUGUCGAUCCUGCGCGGAUCCUCUCCAAAAAAGAUCUAUUCAACCAAAGAGUGGCGUUUAUGGGCCUGGUCGUCAUUAUCAACAUCUGCAUGGCUAUCACUGCUUUCUUUGGAAAGAAGAGCAAACUUGUCUUUAUUGUCGUUUUAUUUGUCAAAAGUAAAGACUUCUUGUCGGCUAUUUUAUCACCUACGGGGAUGAUCUACCGUGCCAUCUACGAGAAGUUCUACCCACCCGGGCCUGUCACCCGACGGUGGAUUCUUUCUCUUAUCCCUGCCUACUCCGAGAGCGAGGAGCAAAUUGUCAAGACGAUCUUCUCCCUACGGGAUAACGGCGUCGAACCUCACCGCCAGGUAAUGGUUGUCAUUUUAGAUGGGAAGCCUCGCGACGUGCGAUCACAUAUGAUUCGCAUGGUCCGCGAGUUUCAGCGCCCGUAUGUGUCUCUGAAAUGGAAGAAGGGUGUCUUGAACAUCCUCGCUGGCUUCAUGGAAGACGUCCCUGUCAUUGUCAUUGAGAAGGUCAAGAACGCUGGUAAAAAGGACUCUCUUGUCCUUUGCCACGAUCUCUUCAACUACCCUCGUGAAAAUUCUCCACUAUACACACAACUUCUACGGAAGGAGAUGUGGGAUGAGAUUCUGCCCGAGUUGACCAAGGGCGAGGAGUUUAAUGGGUUCGAUAUGGUGUUUUGCACAGACGCUGAUUCGACUAUUUACAAGGGUGCUGUUGCGCUCCUAGCUAAUGCUCUUGCGCGGGACAAGGAUGCUAUCGCCGCCUGUGGUCUUGUGCUAGUUGAGCUAGAACCAGGCUAUGAGUGGUCCUUCUGGAAUCUCUAUCAACAGUUUCAGUACACCUUUGGACAAUAUGUUAGAAGGCGAGCUGAAGGCUUUGUUGGGAAAGUCACUUGUCUGCCUGGUUGUAUCACCAUGAUGGCCGUUAGACCAGAAAUGGCUGGUGCAAUUCGCAAGUACUCUGAGCCUGUGACUGGUGAGCUGGUCAUCCAUCACCAAGUCCAAUAUCUCGGUACUGACCGAAGGCUUACCUACUCCAUGCUCUCCCAGGGCAAACAUCUCCGAACACUGUUUGUCCCUGAUGCCGUUAGCGAAACGGUAGCUCCGCAAUCCCUCUUCCACUACCUGAGUCAACGGCGUCGAUGGGGCUCUAAUGCCUACUUUAACAAUUAUUUUUACCUUGCUGGCGAGAAGAUGAUUCCCAUCACUCGAAUUGCUGCCUCUAUCGAGGUUAUCCGCCUGAGCCUUGUGUACUACCGUAUUCUCAACACCGCACUAUUCAUUGCUAGCUGUGUCCGUCACAUCACAGCUCUCAAGCUGGUCCCUAUGCUGGUCGUUGGCCAACUACCGUCACUAUGGUUCUUUUGUUCAAUCCUCCUCGAGCCUGUAUUGCGCAAGCGAGGACAUAAACUUCUCAUUGGAUAUCUUAUCAACAAAUGCGUUUCGCCUUUUAUGAGCGUUAUUAUUUUUACAAAAGUUGCUACAAAUCUGGGAAGCCAGGUAUGGGGCGUGUCUGGAGUCACAGCCUCAUCAGCAGCUCCUCCUACUGCUGCGCCUGGAAGUGGAGAGGUAGACAAGAAGAUCGUGACAGAUGCACUUGAUGCUGCUGAAAGAGGAGAGGUGGUCCCGUCAAUGAAUCAAGAUACUGGAGGCCUCACUAAACCAGAACGUGCUCGUCUGAGAGAUGAGCGUGUUGAAGUUGAGUAG
This is a messenger RNA of Fusarium graminearum PH-1, 2220 nucleotides long. RefSeq lists its product as uncharacterized. Lineage: Eukaryota; Fungi; Ascomycota; Sordariomycetes; Hypocreales; Nectriaceae. The transcript has 3 exons. The record is from RefSeq and is a predicted model, not a curated record. Gene Ontology annotation, cellular component: cell septum; cell periphery. Gene Ontology annotation, molecular function: chitin synthase activity. Bases 1 to 2220 code for a protein of 739 amino acids.